AUGGAGUUAGUUUACACUAUAGGCGACUUGCUGGUCUCCUACUGGAAAGACAUUCUGAAGAUAAUUGUCGAAACGUUUGUUAUUUACUUGGUGGUCAAGUUCAGGUACCGCUCAAGGAAGGAUAUCAUUAUCUUCCCGCAAAACGUAAUUGAUAAGCUAGUGGAGGAGUUUGACCCUGAUGACCUGGUGAAGAAUGUCCCCAGCGAUGUGAUGCUGCCUUCCAUCUACAGGGAAGGGAUGUUAGACUUGGCAAACUUCGAUGUAUUCGAGCUGUCGAUGGAGAAUAAAGACGAGGUAAUAGAGGUCAUAAGAAAGUAUGGGGUUGGAACCUGCGGGCCUCGGGGAUUCUAUGGGACUCUAGACAUCCACCUAGAUCUCGAGGAAACAAUCAGUAAGGAGCUUGAUGUAGAGGCAACCAUUGUGUAUCCAAACAGCUUCACUGCUGUCUGCAGCAUCAUUUCGUGUUUUUGCAAGCAGCAGGACAUUGUGUUCUAUCACGAGGAUAGCAACGAGGCCAUUCUCAGGGGGAUCGGCCUUUCAAAGUCAAAGAGCAUCGAGUUUGGAAGUGUCUCUGACCUUGAGAUAAAGCUCGGAUACUUUGCAGGGCCAAAGGUUAGGAACUUUGUGAUUGUUGAAGGGCUGUCGAGAAACACCGGAAACGUUGUGGACAUAAGAACGAUGCUAAGGCUCAGAGAUAAGUAUAAGUUCAGAAUCAUUCUGGAUGAAUCAUACUCCAUUCCCCUUCUGAACAAAAGGGGCGUGUGUGGAAUGAAUGGGAUAAGCCUUAGGGAGAUUGAUAUCGUCAUUGGAUCUUUGUCUGCAGGGUUUUGCAGCACAGGAGCAUUUGCAACGGGAACCUACUACACUGUUGACUAUCAGAAGCUGUCUGGGUCUUCCUAUUGUUUUUCUGCAUCCAUGCCUGGAGGUAUGGCCAAGGCCGGCAUACUGAAUGUCAAGAGGGAUUUCGAUUACGAAGACUUAAGGGAUAAGAUAAGACAGUUCCAUGCAAGCUUUGAGUCCAAGACAUACGAGAUUGUAUCUUCUCUUCUGUCACCUGUAAUAAUUGUGGCAAAGAAGAAAGAAAUAAGGAGGCCGAUAUCCAGAGAAGUAUUACUGAAGGAAGUCCUGGAUAUAAGAAACGAGCUUUUCGAGAACGGAAUCAUCAUCGGAUUCAAUCACAAUCCAUAUCCCUCACUAAGGGUUUGCCUAAAGGCCAGGAUAGCAGAGGAGGAGAUUGCAAGACUUGUUGCUUUGCUGAAUAAAUGGUGA
Encephalitozoon hellem ATCC 50504 is the source of this 1269-nucleotide messenger RNA. Its product is annotated as aminotransferase. Gene Ontology annotation, cellular component: endoplasmic reticulum. The transcript has a single exon. Lineage: Eukaryota; Fungi; Microsporidia; Unikaryonidae. Gene Ontology annotation, biological process: sphingosine biosynthetic process; ceramide biosynthetic process. The record is from RefSeq and is a predicted model, not a curated record. Gene Ontology annotation, molecular function: serine C-palmitoyltransferase activity; pyridoxal phosphate binding. The coding region runs from base 1 to 1269 and encodes 422 amino acids.